Messenger RNA from Clupea harengus (Atlantic herring), 3809 nucleotides. RefSeq names its product StAR related lipid transfer domain containing 8 (gene stard8). The record is from RefSeq and is a predicted model, not a curated record. Gene Ontology annotation, biological process: signal transduction; actin cytoskeleton organization; regulation of Rho protein signal transduction. NCBI's taxonomy places the organism in Eukaryota, Metazoa, Chordata, Actinopteri, Clupeiformes, Clupeidae. Gene Ontology annotation, molecular function: lipid binding; protein binding; GTPase activator activity.
GAAGCUGACACGACAGGGCAGUGGCAAGUUUUAUAAUUACUUUUAUAUUUAAUUUGAUAAAUAAUAAUAAUAAUUACCGAAUUAAUAACCUCAAAUAAUUAGAAUGUCAACCUCAGAAAGGCUGAGGUAAUGCACACAUGCAAGAUGUAAUUUCAAUGACACAGGCCUACAAAUACCAUGCUCGGACUACAAAAUCUCUGGUCAAUAAAACACUUCAGAUCCCAGAAUGCUUAGUGGCAGUGGUUAGCUUUUAGGAGAAACUACAGGAAGCCUCCAUAAAAUUGUGUUUUUUUUUUUUUUUUUAAACAUUAAAUCCUCAUGGCACUACUGUAGUAGUCUGAGACGCACGAAAGAAACAUGUCCCUGUUUCGUUUAUCAUCGAGACACAAAAACUAAUUUCGCGUCGCCGUUCAAUAUGCCUCAGUCAACUUUAAUUGAGGUGAGCGGAGAGAAAGUAGUGUAAGUUUUCGUACUGUGGCUAGAGAAUGGAUGAUAAACCAUAUGACGGGCUUCAAUCAAAAUCACGAACUCUUCAACUUCGGGACUCAACUUUGAAAGCUUUAACACUUCUUCGAAGGAAAUUAACCCACCAACAAGUUGCAGAAUUGGAGGCUAAGGAGGCCUGUGACUGGUUACGGGCAGCCGGGUUUCCCCAGUAUGUGCAGCUAUACGAAGCCGCGCAUUUCCCCAUUGACAUUGCCUCUGUCAGAAAGGAUCAUGGAUUCCUGGACCAGGACUCCCUCAAAUCCCUCUGCAGGAGGCUGACGACACUAAACAAGUGUGCUGCCAUGAGACUGGAGGUUCACUUUCAGCGCAAGCAGAGUGAGGACUCGGAGGAGGAUGACGUGUGUGCAAUCAGCGACCGGUGGGCUUUCCAGCGCGAGAGCAAAACCUGGUCACGUCUUCGGCCGCUCUCCCCAGGCUCUCCUGGCGACGGAGUCGGCGCCCCACUCCGACCUCUAAGGGCAUCGGCCAGUAGUGAGAGCGUGCUGAGCGACUUCAGCAACCUGGAGGUCACCUCAGUCACUUCUGCGACCUCGGCGCUGAGCGAUAGCAGCCUGAGCGUUGAGAGUGCGCGUGAGACCAGCCCAUCAGAUGGGGCGACUGCCUUCUGCAGUGGCGUUGCAGUGGCAGCCGACGCCCACCAGGACGCAGACGGCGAGGAGGAGGAGAAGCAGAGGGCGGUGUCACCGGCGAGGGAGAAGCCCAAAAGAUGCUCGCGGUCCUUCUUCCGGAGGAUGGAGUCGCUGAGAAGAAAGGACCAGGAACGGGAUGCGGUUGACAUGGCAACAGUGGCGACGAUGCAACCGGAAGGUCUCCACUGCACCUCCAAUGAGAGCCUGCCAGGGCUGAAGACCAAAGCAGGGAAGGCCCACACCAUCUGCAGGAGCAGCCUCAGCCACAGCAAACUACGCGACUUCACAUCCUGUGUUCCUCGCCGCACCUGCCUCUACCUGGAGGACUACCAGCUCGCCUGGGCCCGUCCCCAAGCCACAGACCGCAUCGGGCCAUUAAGGAAUAGGCAGCAAGGAGGGCGGCUGGUCCACCUGCCCAAGGAUCACAAGCCCGGAACGUUCCCCCACUCUCUGUCUAUUGAAAGCCUGUGUCCCACCUCACUUGGGGAUAGCGGCAACACGAUUGGCUGGCCCGGAGAAGAUGGUGACUUCUCAGUGGGGAGCAUGAGCAGCCGCAGCGGCUCACAGGACUUCUCCAACGAUGACUCCACGUUCCGGAAAAGGCGGAACUCCACGUCAUCCAUCGGCAGCGUUUAUGACAACGUUCCAGAGGCCAGUGGAAGUUCAGAAGAGUUACUUAAUCUGACUGGGGGUGAACAAACCUUGGAUCUGGAUGAUAUUCUUAGACAAGUUCAUGGACUCCAGCACAACAUUGACCAGUGGUCACGGCAGCUUGACAAGUCGCGCACGCAAGAGGACUCUGCCGUAGAUACUACAAUACCCAGUAGCCCAAACUUGGAGGAGCAGUCCAUGUCGGACAUGGGGACGACCAUGAGUGACUAUGACAGCACUGGAAACUCACUGAAUGACGGCGACGGAGAGGGCGAGAUGAGGGAGAGGAGGGAUUCUGGUGUCGGAGCGUCACUCACCAGACCAAGCAGCAGGAAGCUUCGCUGGCACAGCUUCCAGAACUCGCACCGUCCGAGCGUGACUGCCGCCUCCCUGGAGAUCAACCGUCAGUCGGCUGCCCAGCUCAACCUGCUGCAAAAGCUCUCCCUGCUCCGCCUCACCGCCAUCAUGGAGAAGCACUGUGAGACCAGCAAGCACGGCUGGAACUGGGCGGUGCCCAAGUUCAUGAAAAGGUCCAAGGUGCCGGACUACAGGGACAAACACGUGUUUGGCGUGCCGCCCAUCGUCAACGUGCAGCGCACUGGUCAGCCUCUACCUCAGAGCAUUCAACAGGCCAUGAGAUACCUACGCAGCCAGUGCCUGGGACAGGUGGGACUUUUCCGGAAGUCAGGCGUAAAAUCCCGUAUUCAGGCCCUGCGGCAAUUAAACGAGAACUCCCCGGAUCAUGUGACCUACACGGGCCAAUCAGCUUAUGAUGUGGCUGACCUCUUGAAACAGUACUUCAGGGACUUGCCAGAGCCUGUCCUCACUAGCAAGCUCACUGACACAUUUCUGCAGAUCUAUCAAUGUGUCCCCAAAGAGCAGCGCUUGCAGGCGGCACAGGCAGCGGUUAUUCUGUUGCCGGAUGAAAACAGAGAGGUCCUACAGACCCUGCUCUACUUCCUCAGUGACAUUGCCUCGGCACCAGCCAAUCAGAUGACUGCGGAGACCCUUGCUGUGUGCCUGGCCCCAUCAAUACUGCACCUUAAUGUCUCCAAGAAAGAUGGCAGCUCACCGCGGUUGAUUAACAGAAAAGGCGGCAGCAAGCCCGACCAGAAGGACCUGAGUGAGAACAUGGCAGCCACUAAAGGCCUCAGUCACAUGAUCGCAGAGUGCAAGAAAUUAUUCCAGAUUCCUCAUGAGAUGAUGCUGCAGUCCCGUAACUCUUACAUGGCAGCAGAUGCUCAGCCGCUGCCGCUGCACGCUCUGGGUGUGAACCUGCAGGGCGAGCCUGUGGACUACCGGGCCUACCUGGAGGACAAUGUUCAGUGCCUGCUCCGAGAGGCCAGCGAGAAGAGCAAGGGCUGGCACAGCGCCCCUGGGCCAGAACACACCGAGCUGGCAUAUAAGAAGGUGGGCGAUGGGCAUCCGAUCCGGCUGUGGCGUGUGUCGGCGGAGAUGGAGGCACCGCCGGGGGUGGUGCUGCAGCGGGUCCUGCGUGAGCGCCACCUGUGGGACGAGGACCUGCUGCACAGCCGUGUCAUCGAGAGCCUGGAGAACAACACUGAGGUGUUCCACUACAUUACCGACAGCAUGGCCCCGCACCCGCGCAGGGACUUUGUGGUGCUGAGGCGCUGGUGCAACGACCUGCCACGGGGUGUGUGUGUGCUGGUGUCCUCCUCUGUUGACCAUGACAGCAUCCAGCUGGAGGCAGGCAUCCGAGCGGUGAUGCUGACCUCGCGAGUCAUGAUUGAGCCGUGUGGACUGGGGCGCUCCCGCCUCACGCACUACUGCCGAGCCGACCUCCGGGGCCGUUCUCCAGAAUGGUACAACAAAGUGUUCGGCCACCUAUGUGCCGUGGAGGUCGCUAGGAUACGAAGCUCCUUCCCCGUGCUCGCGGCUCGAGGCCCAGAAACCAAACUCUGAGACGCAGCUGAGGACCAAACCCAAGAUCUUCAAAUGAUCAUCAUAAGAGAGAGAGAGAGAGAGAGAGAGAGAGAGAGAGAGAGAGAGAGAGAGAGAGAG